Messenger RNA from Ceratosolen solmsi marchali, 1854 nucleotides. RefSeq names its product solute carrier family 24 member Nckx30C (gene Nckx30C). Bases 1 to 1854 code for a protein of 617 amino acids. Gene Ontology annotation, cellular component: plasma membrane. Gene Ontology annotation, molecular function: calcium, potassium:sodium antiporter activity; calcium channel activity. Gene Ontology annotation, biological process: intracellular calcium ion homeostasis; calcium ion transmembrane transport. The transcript is spliced from 7 exons. NCBI's taxonomy places the organism in Eukaryota, Metazoa, Arthropoda, Insecta, Hymenoptera, Agaonidae. The record is from RefSeq and is a predicted model, not a curated record.
AUGUAUCACUGUAUUAUUACAUUAAUAGAUACAAUCAGAAUAUUAAAUCAAAAUUAUUCUAUACAUUUAGAUGGUUAUAACGUAAGUUUACAUCACCACCAUCAUAAUAAAGUUGGACUUAGCGUUCUAGAUGAAAAAACACCUUUAUUUCCAAUUGAUUUGUUUAGCUUACAAGAACGACGCCAUGGUGCUGUUAUUUUACACAUACUUGGCGUAAUAUAUAUGUUUGUUGCAUUAGCGAUUGUUUGCGAUGAAUUUUUUGUGCCAUCUUUAGAUGUAAUCAUAGAAAAGCUAGAUAUUGCGGAUGACGUUGCUGGGGCUACAUUUAUGGCUGCUGGCGGUUCUGCUCCUGAACUUUUUACAUCGAUAAUUGGUGUGUUUGUAUCAUUUGAUGACGUAGGGAUAGGUACUAUUGUUGGUUCCGCAGUUUUCAAUAUCCUUUUUGUUAUUGGAAUGUGUGCCAUUUGUUCAAAAACAGUAUUAACCCUCACUUGGUGGCCACUUUUUCGUGAUUGUGCUUUUUACAGUAUAAGUUUACUUACUUUAAUAUAUUUUUUUAGAGAUAACUAUAUAUAUUGGUAUGAAGCACUAGUACUUUUUGGAUUUUAUCUGGCAUACGUUAGCUUUAUGAAGUGGAAUCGACCAAUGGAAAAACUUGUUAAAAAAGCCCUUUAUCCUGAUAAGGUAACAAGAGUAAGAUCUACUGAUCAACUAAUGCCGACGCAUCAUCCAUAUAUUACUAACAGUGAAAAUGUUAUUGGAAAUAUUGCCAAUGAACCCCAUAGUAAUAGUGUUCCUAUUCUUGAAGUAUACGAGCAUAGCGACAGAAGUAACAAUAGUAGAUGCAAUAGUACUGUGGUCCGAGAAACGUCGCAUACUAUUGGCGUUAUAGAGUUCAGAAAAAGUCAAGCUAAAUUUAGACAUGGUUUAUUGCAACUAAUGAUUCAUACUAUCGAUCCUCUUCACGACGGUAAAAUAGAUGAAAAAGCAACUCAAUUACACGCAAUCGCAUCUUUGAAAGUCCUAUUGGAUGCAACAAAAUCACCUAAUGGAGUAUCGAAUCGUAUAGCAGCUAAUAAUUCUAAUAAUGAUUCAAAUGAACUUACUUUAGAUGUACAAGAGCCUGCACAACGUGCAACAUCUACAUUUAUUGAAACAAGCACUGGUAUAGAGCAAAUAUUAAACGGAAGAAUAUCAAUUGGACAAGAUACAAGCACAGAACUGGCAGAAGAAGAAAAUGGACACGAAGCUUUAGAUAUGACAUGGCCUAAUACAUCAAGUAAAAGAAUUACAUAUGUGCUUGUAGCACCAAUUUUAUUUCCAUUAUGGUUGACGUUACCUGACACACGAACACCUAAAGGAAAAAAAUUUUUUGCAAUUACUUUUAUUGGAUCAAUUUUUUGGAUUGCUGGAUAUUCAUAUUUAAUGGUUUGGUGGGCAAAUAUAGCUGGAGAUACAGUACAAAUUCCACCAGAAGUAAUGGGGCUCACAUUUCUUGCUGCUGGAACUAGUAUACCAGAUCUUAUAACAAGUGUCAUUGUAGCACGAAAAGGUUUUGGUGAUAUGGCUGUUUCAAGUUCCGUCGGUAGUAAUAUUUUUGAUGUUACAGUAGGGCUUCCAGUACCAUGGCUGUUAUAUGGAUUAAUUUAUGGAAUACCAGUCGAAGUUAAUUCAGUCGGGAUGGUUUGUAGCAUUACAAUUCUUUUUUGUAUGCUACUAUUUGUUAUACUAAGUAUAUCUUUUUUCAAAUGGCGUAUGAAUAAAGGAUUAGGUUUUACUAUGUUUCUUUUAUAUUUUGUAUUUGUAACAGUGUCGCUUUUGUUUGAAUAUGAAACUCUUAUUUGUCCAGUUUAA